Messenger RNA from Anopheles coustani, 2937 nucleotides. Its product is annotated as NECAP-like protein CG9132. The transcript has 3 exons. Gene Ontology annotation, biological process: endocytosis. The record is from RefSeq and is a predicted model, not a curated record. Bases 485 to 1249 code for a protein of 254 amino acids. Lineage: Eukaryota; Metazoa; Arthropoda; Insecta; Diptera; Culicidae. Gene Ontology annotation, cellular component: clathrin vesicle coat; membrane.
AAUAAGCAAACGAUAACGUGUUGGGUUUUUCGACAAGUUUUGCUUAAGCGAUAAUAAGGGGAAAAAGUUAAGGUCAAUCGCACCCAAAUGGGUGACAGAAUAGUGUAGUUUAGCUACUUAUUACGCAGUCAACAGCAGUCGAACGUAAACUAGGUCACCGUAGUCGUUUUGUGUGGGGACGCAAAAUAGCAACUUUCCAGCGGGCUCCAAAUCUCGAGUGUAAUCUCGCUGGUUCCAUCCUCCCAGUCUCUCUCUCUCUCUCUCUUUCUCUUUCUCUCCCUUUUUCGCUGCACCUACCCGUUUCGUAAAAACCCUUCGCACAGCGCACUCGACCCAAAGCGUCUGGGUCAUCUGUUGUCCCCGACGAUAAUCUACUACUUCCGGUAGCUUGACCGCCCUCCUUCCCCCUUCCCCCACCGUCUCAGCAGGCGAAGUUAGUUAAACCCUGCGUUGCAAGUGACAAACCCUUCCAUCCGAAGGGGCAAUGGCGGAAAUGGAGUACGAAAGCGUGGUGCUGGUGAAGCAGGAGGUGUUUGUGUACAAAAUCCCACCACGGCAGAGCAACCGUAGCUACCGGGCCGCCGACUGGAACCUGGCCGAGCCGAUCUGGACCGGGCGCCUGCGGAUGGUGGCGAAGGGCAAGUCGCUGUGCGUGAAACUGGAGGACAAAACUUCCGGCACACUGUUCGCCAACUGCCCAAUCGAGAGCUAUCCGGGUGUUGCCAUCGAGGCGGUGUCGGACAGCUCGCGCUACUUUGUGCUGCGGAUACAGGACGACAAUGGGCGCACGGCGUCCAUCGGGCUCGGGUUUGGCGAUCGGUCGGACUCGUUCGACAUGAAUGUCGCCUUGCAGGACCACUUCAAGUGGGUGAAGAACGAGGAAAAGAUCGAGAAGGAGAAGGUGGAGCCGAAGCAACAGUUGGAUCUCGGGUUCAAGGAAGGGGAGACCAUCAAAAUCAACAUGAAAAUCACGAAAAAGGACGGCUCGGAGGCAUCGUCGCGGCUCAGCAGUAAGAAAACGGGUGCCGGGGGAUUACUACCUCCUCCACCGGGUGGUAACAAGAUUAGCCUCCCACAGGCGGGCUCACCCGCACACCAACCAGCGGCGGCGGCGGCGGUGGCGUCGGCGGCCGGUGGACAAACGGAAUGGGGCGAGUUUACUUCCGCAGGGCUGCACAAUGCCAACAGUGAGCCGGCCGCACAGACUGCAACUCCCAGCAAAGCGAAUGCCAACUGGGUGCAGUUUUAAAGCGAAGCGAAAAGCAAACCACAGUGUAAUAAAACAACACCGAACGGUUGAAACCGAUGCUGUGCAGCGCUAAACCGAAUAACCGUAGGACGGGGACGAAUUUAGUUUGUUAGAUACACUCACACCCCGCACCCCCGCAUUCACAUACACAUACAUACAUUCACACACACACACACUCACACUAGCCACUGCAAACGCAUUCGAAGUACGAUAAGUUUUUAUCAACCGUAGUGCAUAGCAUCCCCUCGGUUAACUCUAUUAUGAAAGUAACGAAAUAUUAUCUGAUAUUCGCAAAUAUCUACUUACAUCGGUCAUAUCUGUAAGCCUAGCAUCCUUUCUAGGAGUGUUAUCGAUGUGCGUUAGUUUAAUGGUAAAUUGCAAAGUUUGCGCUAUUUACACAAUACAAGGAGAGGAGAAAAAAAAAUUAAAGUUGGUCGGAAAAUCAUGCAAUUGCAACAAAAUGAAACGGAGAAAAAGCUUGGAGCUUGGAAAAGCGAACAUAUGAAAAGCACUUUGUACGUGCGUAUGUGUGUGUGAGUGUGUGUAUCAGUACUAGCAAAAACUAUCAUACUUCUUUAGGACAUUUCGGUUAUCGUGGAACUCAAUAGUGGAUUAUAUAUACAAACACAUAUAUGAAUAUAUACAUAUAUACAUGAAUAUAUAUAUACUGGCAAUAUGAUAAUGGUACACACAUAAAGCUUAGGAAAUAGAAGACUUCAGUAGAUCAUUGUUUGGCAGUAGAAGUUCCGACGAGUUGCUGAGAGUAUGUAUACCGAACUGGAAAAGGCGUACACAUGAGAUGACUGCAACAAUUGCAGAAAAUCAAUACUUAUGUUGAUAUAUGAACUAAACGAGACCAUAAUGAAAAGAGCGUAGGAAAAUAGGGUAAUGUAGUUGCAAAGGGGGAACGGUCCUUCCCUUGUGUGUACGUGUGGCGUAGUGAGCAAAGAAAAUCCCCCAAAAAAAAAACCAGACCUGGAAAAUCAAGGGUCGGAUGGGGGAGGCAAACAAAAUUGGGUCCAACCAACUUGCCCCAGCCCACUGCUACGGACCGCUUGGAUUUGGAAUCGAUACUUUAACCCCACAUAUAGAUAUAUGCGUUACAUUGUAAAAGCUAGCGAAGAUUAGAUCUGUAGCAACCCGCACGGUUGUUAAGGACAAAUAAGGAAGGCAAACACUGUACGUGUGAAGGAUCGCUGGUGCGACGCAGGUGUUCGGGAAAAUGAAUUUAUUUUCAAAUUAAAGAACUGCUGUGUGUAAACACGCGGACAGCGCAAGCUUCGGAGGACGAAAACGGUGUCGACGCAAGUCACGAUUAACUAAUCGGGUAGUUGAAACUCACUAGGCUUUUCGCAGAGAAAGCGCAUGUUUGCGCAAAUGUUUUCUUUUCGCAUGUUUUUAUCUUCUUUAUUUUGGGUGGCUCCAUUCUCCGUGGAGAGAAGUCGCGGUUUCUUGGGGGUUUGUUAGGCCCCUAGUAUUUAUCUCGAAAUCGGCAAUUAGAGAAACCAGAUGCGUGGAUCGGAUUGUGAUCCGAGCACCCAUGCUUUGAAUUGCAUCGGUUAAGAUUUUCGAAUGCAUUUCCUACCGGCGUAUGCAAGUCAGUGUGCUGCACCAGCUGCACUUUCUGAUCCCCUUUUUCCCCCUUGUGCAUACGACAGUGGACGGCAUUACGGCAGUGAUUCAGGCAU